CUUAUUCAGUAUCACAGAACGCAUCACCUGAAAAAUCUCAAAACUGAAAACAACUGAUAUUUGCACUCCCCAACACCAAUAGAAUUCUCAGCUUCAACUCUCUACUAUCUAAGUAGCUACCUAGCAAAUAGCAAUGGCAAGAAAAAACGGUGAUUUUGGGCACAGAGCAUGGAACAUCCUGCGUCUAGCAUUGUUAUGGGCAAGAAAAGGUGGGGUUUUCAAGAGACGUUUGACGGUGGAACUACGUGUUUUGCCCAAGUUUCUUAAGAGCCUUGGCCACCACACUACAACUCCCCGCACACAGCUCCAUUACGGAGAGCGCCAGCUUUCCUUUGACAAGACUCCUAUUUUUCACGUGAAGAUGCACCGCCCGGCCUCCAUGCGAUUCAACAUUCCUUGCAUUACCCCGCAAGUCGACUUUGAUUAUGAUUUCGAUGAAGAUCAAGAAGGAGGGUAUGAGUAUGACGAUGGAGGGAGGAGGAGUUUCUUGAAAAGUGGAGGAGAGGAGGAGGAAUAUGAAGAGGAAACAAUUCCCGAGGAGGAGAAAGAGAUUGAUUUGAGAGCUGAGGAGUUCAUAGCUAAGUUCUAUGAGCAGAUGAAACUUCAAAGACAAAUCUCUUAUCUUCAGUACAAUGAGACGCAAAAAACUUUAUGAUUUAAGACUUUUUGUAGAUUCUCGAUUAUUUCUUUGCAAAAAGAUGAGGCAUUUGCGGCAUUUUGUAAAUACCGGAAGGCUUCCGUUUGAGUUUAAUAAAAUUUUUGCCAUUUUUCCUUUAUUCUUAUGUGUAAUAAUAUGGUCACCCAUGUACUAUCUCAA
Molecule: messenger RNA, 817 nt
Organism: Manihot esculenta (cassava)
Lineage: Eukaryota; Viridiplantae; Streptophyta; Magnoliopsida; Malpighiales; Euphorbiaceae
Exons: 1
Coding region: 134-655 (173 amino acids)
Source: RefSeq, a predicted model, not a curated record